This is a messenger RNA of Lachancea lanzarotensis, 765 nucleotides long. RefSeq names its product LALA0S01e14928g1_1. Gene Ontology annotation, molecular function: structural constituent of ribosome; RNA binding. The record is from RefSeq and is a predicted model, not a curated record. The coding region runs from base 1 to 765 and encodes 254 amino acids. Gene Ontology annotation, biological process: cytoplasmic translation. The transcript is spliced from 2 exons. NCBI's taxonomy places the organism in Eukaryota, Fungi, Ascomycota, Saccharomycetes, Saccharomycetales, Saccharomycetaceae. Gene Ontology annotation, cellular component: cytosolic large ribosomal subunit; ribosome.
AUGGGUAGAGUUAUUCGUAACCAAAGAAAGGGUGCUGGCUCCAUCUUCACCUCGCACACCAGAUUGAGACAAGGUGCUGCCAAGUUGAGAACCUUGGACUUUGCUGAACGUCAUGGUUACAUCCGUGGUGUUGUGAAGCAGAUUGUUCACGACGCCGGUAGAGGUGCUCCAUUGGCCAAGGUUGUGUUCCGCGACCCAUACAAGUACAAGUUGCGUGAAGAGACCUUCAUUGCCAACGAAGGUGUUCACACUGGUCAGUUCAUCUACGCUGGUGCCAAGGCCACUUUGAACGUCGGUAACGUGUUGCCUUUGGGCUCUAUGCCAGAAGGUACCAUCGUGUCCAACGUUGAGGAAAAGCCUGGUGACAGAGGUGCUUUGGCCAGAGCCUCUGGUAACUACGUCAUCAUCAUUGGUCACAACCCAGACGACAAGAAGACCAGAGUCAGACUUCCCUCCGGUGCCAAGAAGAUCAUCAACUCCAGCGCCAGAGGUGUCAUCGGUGUCAUUGCCGGUGGUGGUAGAACCGACAAGCCAUUGUUGAAGGCUGGUCGUGCUUUCCACAAGUACAGAGUUAAGAGAAACUCUUGGCCAAAGACCCGUGGUGUUGCCAUGAACCCUGUUGAUCACCCUCACGGUGGUGGUAACCAUCAACAUAUUGGUAAGGCUUCUACCAUCUCCAGAGGUGCUGUCCCAGGUCAAAAGAUUGGUUUGAUCGCCGCCAGAAGAACUGGUUUGUUGCGUGGUUCUCAAAAGACUCAAGAUUAG